GUAACUACUGCUGUAAAAAUAUAAUACAGAAUUGUGCUCAAAAAAGUUUAUGUCACAGACCUGAAAUUCACUCUUAGAAACUGUCAAUCAUCAGAUAAAAACAAGUCCAUGUUCCCUGCUUUUGUCUUAUUUGUAGAGAGCAUGGCCAGCACCUCCGAAAACAACGGUGGCGACCAAUGUAAGGUUGUGACCAAGAAAAGGAAGGCCUGCACAGAUCUGGAAAUGCAGAGAAAAAAACAAAAGACUGCCAGCAACCCCAUCAAGGGGUCAGCAGAGGCUGUGCUGACUCAGGGGACCAAAAGAAAGUCCAGCUUCCAAAGAGAGUCCCCCAGUAAGAAGCAGAGAGUUGGAAGCACUGACACCAACACCAACACUGCUGAACAUCACAGGACAUCGCAGAGCUCCAAAAGCUCUUCGACCUCCAAAAGCCCUUCUGUCUCCAAUAACUCCUCGACCCCAAAGAACAGGAUCAUAUCCAACUCAGAGACUGCAAGCAGAGAGUUUGAAGCCAAGUACCUGCAGCUUAACAAGCUGGGAGAAGGAGGCUUUGGUUCAGUUUAUGCUGGGACUAGAAAAGCUGAUAAUUUACCAGUGGCGAUCAAACACAUCCCCCAAGCAAAAGUGAAGCGUCAAGAAACUGUCAUAAAUGGGGAGACACACAAAGUGCCCACUGAGGUGCUCCUUAUGAAAACAGCAACAGGUGGACCAGAGUCAGUGGGGAAAUAUGCACCCACUACAUUAUUAGACUGGUAUGACCUGGACCACGAGCUUGUCCUGGUCAUGGAGAGACCAGUCCCCUCUGUGGACCUAUGGACCCACCUGGAUGAGAAUAAUGGUCACAUGGCGGAAGCCCAGACUAAGAACAUCAUGAAACAGCUGGUGGAUGCAGCCAUUCAAAUGCACUCUCAGAAAGUGUUCCAUCGUGAUAUCAAAUCAGACAAUAUCCUUCUGGAAACUGGUUCUGAUGUCCCUCGAGUGCGCAUCAUAGACUUUGGCUGUGGCUGCUUUGAGAAAAGUGAACCUUACAACAGCUACUCUGGAACCGUUGCUUUCACUCCUCCAGAGUAUUACACACAGGGGAGAUACGAGGCCCGUCCCACCACAGUCUGGCAGCUGGGCUUACUGCUUUAUGAACUGCUAGAUGCAAAAGAUUUGUUCAACACCCAGAAGUUUCUUAGGAACCAAACUGCAUUCAUGAGUGGGUUGAAUGAGCUCAAAGCGUCCCAAGACUGCCUGGAUUUGUUGAAGGCGUGUUUGACGGCAGACCCAAAGAAUCGCGCCACCCUGGAACAGAUGCAGCAGCAUCCAUGGUUCAAGUAAAACUAGAUAUUCCACUCAACAAAACACCCACCACCAGCCCUCUGGCCAGGACAGAAACUGAUUUGGGCCUGAGAAUGCAUAUGAGUGCUUAUUAGCGCUUCUUUAUUUUCUUUAUUUUAUUUUUUAUUUUCUUUAUUCAAAUCCUGGAGUUUGCAUGUUCUCCACAUGUUCACUCCAGAUCCAAAGACAUGCAGAUUAGAAUGAUUGUGACUUUAAAUUAUCCAUAAGUGUGAAUCUGAGCUGUGUUUGUCUCAAUAUGUCAGGCCUGUGAUGAACUUGAGCUCAUCUUAUAGCUCAGUGUAGCCUCACGGUGGGUGUUCCAGUUUCCCCACCGCCUCAAUCAUAGAUGAGGCACUGAGCUCUUUCUUCCUCUUCCUCUCCUUCUGCACACAUUUAUGUCACAU
Scatophagus argus is the source of this 1724-nucleotide messenger RNA. RefSeq names its product serine/threonine-protein kinase pim-1-like. Lineage: Eukaryota; Metazoa; Chordata; Actinopteri; Scatophagidae. The record is from RefSeq and is a predicted model, not a curated record. Gene Ontology annotation, cellular component: cytoplasm. The coding region runs from base 109 to 1320 and encodes 403 amino acids. The transcript has 7 exons. Gene Ontology annotation, biological process: negative regulation of apoptotic process; regulation of mitotic cell cycle; protein autophosphorylation. Gene Ontology annotation, molecular function: protein serine/threonine kinase activity; ATP binding.